AUGGCCACCGACGGACUCAAUCUCUCCCUCAAGGCUGGUGCGCUGUCAUAUGGUUUGAUCGCACAAGCAGCGUUUGCAAAUAUCGAGACAUCGUUUUCCACCUCUGGAGAGCACGAGAUCUCCCUCCGCCACAAUGGCAAACUCUUUACAGAUUGGGACGAGAUCGCAUCCGUCCUCGCCGACUGCUCAAAGCCCGCUCAAGGAUCUUCCAAAGGUCUAGAGUUUCUAAAAUCCUCCACUCGACUGCGCGAGAACCUCGCUUUCAAUGAAUUAACUGGCGUCAUGGACGAAUUGGAUGAUUAUCUCGCAUUCCGCACCUUUUUUGUCGGCCGCGAAUUGUCUUCGGUCGAUCUAGCUAUAUGGGGUGCAUGUAAGAGUAGUGGACAAGUACUUGGGGUCCUCAAACGAGGCCAACACCCCCAUCUCUCGCGCUUCUACAACUACCUCGAGAAACUGCCCAUCCCUCAACAAGUCGUCGCCUCUGUCAACGCUGCGAAAAAGGGCAACACGAACAAGCAAGGCUCGACGACGGAUGACUCCAACAUGGGCUUCAUCUUUGACCUCCCGAAUGCAAAGAUGGGCGAGGUAGUCACUCGCUUUCCUCCCGAACCAAGUGGCUAUUUGCAUAUUGGACAUGCAAAAGCCGCCAUGCUCAACCAAUACUUUGCCAAAGGGUACAAAGGCAAGCUCCUCAUCCGCUUCGACGAUACCAAUCCCGCAAACGAAAAGGAAGAGUUUGAGAAAACAAUUACCGAGGAUCUAGAGAUGAUGGAGAUUGUCGGCGAUAAUCUGUCGCAUAGCUCUGAUUAUUUCGACCUCUUGGCCGACUAUGCCGUCAAGAUUAUCAAAGAGGGCAAUGCGUAUGCGGAUGAUACGGAUGGUGCGCGAAUGAAACAAGAGCGUAUGGACGGCAUCCCGUCCAAGAACCGAGACAAGUCGCCCGAGGAGAGUUUGGCCAUCUUUGAAGAGAUGCGCAAGGGCACCGAGGAAGGUCAACGAUGGUGCAUACGUGCAAAAAUUAGCGUCGAUGACCCCAACAAGGCGAUGCGAGACCCGGUCAUCUACCGCUGCAACGUUGCCAACGUACAUCAUCGCACGGGAGACAAGUGGAAGAUUUACCCCACCUAUGAUUUCUGCUGUCCCAUCCUCGAUUCAAUCGAAGGUGUCACGCAUGCGCUCCGUGCGAAUGAGUACAGAGAUCGAAACGUUCAAUAUGCCUGGUUCCAAACGGCUCUCGGUCUGCGUCCAUGCACCAUCUGGGACUUUAGCAGGCUCAAUUUCAACUAUACGCUCCUCUCGAAACGCAAGUUGAAAAAGUUUGUCGAGGAAGGGAUGGUCUGGGGAUGGGAUGACCCGCGGUUCCCGACCAUUCGUGGCUUGCGACGGAGGGGGAUGACAGCAGAAGCGUUGAGGGCGUUUAUCCUCGGUCUUGGGGCUUCUCAGUCCAUUCUCCAACUCGAGUGGGACGCGUUGUGGGCAACGAACAAAAAAGUCAUUGAUCCCGUUGCUCCAAGGUACUAUGCUAUCGAGAAACAAGACAGUGUCAAGGUGACCAUUCGAGGUGGACCCGCUAAAGCAGAAACGAAAGAAAUGCCCCGGCACAAGAAGAACCCGGCCGUCGGAACCAAGCAAACGGUGUACGCGUCGGAUAUUUUACUCGAACAACAGGACGCCAAGUCGCUUUCCGAGGGGGAAGAGAUUACAUUGAUGGAUUGGGGAAAUGCCAUUGUGCGCUCUAUCCAGAAAUCACCGGCGGGAGUCGUGGAGAGCAUCGAGAUGGAUCUUCACUUGCAGGGGGAUUUCAAGAAGACGGAGAAGAAGAUUACCUGGCUCGCCUGCUCGUCUGACGCGCCACCGCUGCUGAAUGCAGAGCUGGUGGACUUUGACUAUCUUCUGACGAAGAAGAAGAUUGAGGAAGACGACGACUGGCAGAGCUUUGUGACACCGACGACCGAGUUUCGGAAAGCGGCGUUUGUCGACUCAAACUGCAAAGUGCUCGAAAAGGGGACGAUAAUUCAAUUCGAGCGCAAGGGGUACUACAUACUCGACGCCAUUGAAGAUGCCGGACUCGUGUUCUUCCUCGUUCCAGACGGCAAGAUGGCGACGGUCGCGAGUAAAGCGGACAAGUCAGCGACGACAUCAUCGGCCAUUGGGCAGGGAUCAGGAGCGAAUACGGUGAACACGGGUGCUGGUGUGCCUGAGUCUAGUACCCGUCCGGUGGGACCGAUGUAUUCGGUCAAGCCGCUGCUCUCUUCUGACCCUCUUGAUGUCGGUGGUGUGAAUAUGUACAAUGUGAAACCCGUGUACUGA
Molecule: messenger RNA, 2310 nt
Organism: Serendipita indica DSM 11827
Lineage: Eukaryota; Fungi; Basidiomycota; Agaricomycetes; Sebacinales; Serendipitaceae
Source: the annotation of a GenBank genome assembly